AUGUUUGGUUUAGAAACUGUUGUUCAAAGAUUCCCUGAACCAGGACACAGUUUUUUACCAUGCGACCGCUGUUUUGGUCAAAUAGAGCAUAGAAGAAGAAAAAUUGAAAAAGUAUUUCUGCCAAACCAAUAUCAAGAAAUGGUAAAACAAGUUUGUCCUUCAAAAUUCAAUGUUAUUAAUGUAACACAAAACAUUAUUUACAACUUUUCUGAAUAUCUUAAACCAUUUUUUAAAAAAUAUUUAAUUAGUACUAAUAAACAAAAAUUUACAAUAAUGGCAUAUCGUACACUUAAAUAUUCAAAAGAAGGACUAUUUUGUAAAGUUAUUGCUAAUUCAAAUGGAAAAGAACAUUUUGUUAUGGACGAAAAUAAGAUGAUAGGCACAUUGUCAUUUGAGAAUCUUCAACAGCUCCAUCACUCAAAAAUUAAAAUAAAACCUGCCAAAUUAAUUGACGUACACAGUCUAGCAGCAAAAUAUGUUCCACAAGAAUAUCUAUACUUUUAUCAGGGACUUGAAGAAGUGGAUACAACUGUAGAGGACCGUUUAACUUCAGAUGAUGAACUAUAA
Molecule: messenger RNA, 567 nt
Organism: Macrosiphum euphorbiae (potato aphid)
Lineage: Eukaryota; Metazoa; Arthropoda; Insecta; Hemiptera; Aphididae
Source: the annotation of a GenBank genome assembly